CGCCAAACAACCCGCACGUGGAGAAGGAUGUAAAACAUUUUUUGAUAAACAAACGAUGCGGGGAUAAAGCUUUUUUUGAUAAUGAAUGUAUCAAUGAACAGUAUCAAUGAACAUUGGAAUGAGUACUCCCGACUAUUCGCAUCUAAGCUCAAAAGACUUCCAUGAUGUUUACGAGCCAGCAGAAGACACUUUCCUACUCCUCGAUGCACUGGAGAAGGAUGUCGAGCAUCUUCACAGUUCGAGGCCUUGCGUUUGUGUUGAGAUUGGGCCAGGCUCAGGCAUUGUCAUAACCUUUCUGGCUCAGUUGUUAAAGAGCAUGGCCUUCUUUUUAGGAGUGGAUACGAACCCUAAAGCAGCCACCAGCACAAGACGCACAGCUGACCAGAAUGGUGUUCAUGUUGAGGCUGUGACCUCUGACCUUUUGAGUGCCCUCCAACCACGCCUUGAGGGCAGUAUUGAUGUCUUGAUUUUCAAUCCGCCGUAUGUCGUCACACCAUCUGAAGAGGUUGGAAGUUCAAGUAUCGCCUCGUCCUGGGCAGGAGGCAAAGACGGAAGGGAAGUCCUGGAUCGAUUAUUACCACAAGUAUCAAAACUGCUCUCGCCAAAGGGAUCUUUCUACUUACUGGUCAUCAAGGAGAAUAAACCUGAUGAUAUUCGAAGGUUAAUGGCAAAGCAAAACCUCACAUCUCAAGUUGUACUGGAGAGACGGGCUGGACCAGAGAAUUUGUCGGUGAUAAAAUUUUAUAGAGACUUGGCAUUGUGCAGUUGACAAGAAGAGUAAGAAUUUGCGUAGCCUACAGAUUUUAUGCUCUAAGUUAGUAACCCUCCCACAGUCUGACCAUUCAUGUUGGUUUUGAAUAAGGGAAUUAAAGUGACUAGUUCUUUAACGGCCGUUUAAAACCAGCAGGGCCGUUUUUGUGCGAUGAGGGCCUUUAUCGCUUGGCAAAGAUCCUGCAAGGUUUUAAACGGACUUUUAGAACGAGUCACUUCUCUUAGUCUUUUAUUUUCAUUCAUAAAUGCCCUUUUGAUAAAAAACAGACACGCGGAAGCCUGCCGGUUGUAAACAGCUCCAGCUGGUCACUAUCAACCAAUUUAAACACCCCCACGUGACGCAAUAUCCACCAAUAGGAGUAGCAAAACUAUCUGGGGUAGUUAUGAAAGAUGGACUAACCAUACCAGCUUGCAGUGUAUAAAGUGCACACAUACAUGACAUACAGCCCUUUUCGAAUCAACGGCUUCAGCGUCAGGCUUAGUCCUCACGUCUGAAACCAUGAGCGCGUACUCAAAGCAUGCCCAAUCAUUGUCAAAAUGAACCGCAAGGCCAAUCUAGCCUGACCAGAAUCUGGAGCCGAAGCUGUGGAUUCGAAAUAGGGCUGUAUGUUUUGAUCUCAUCUUGCUCAUGACAAGAGGUAGCGUGACUGGGCUAUCCAACUUUGCAAUUUAUAGCACAUUCCAGAGAUCUACUGUUCAGCCUAAGUCAAUCCUCGUCCGUAAUCACCUUUCACCUACAUUCAUUUCACAUGAAGAAUCAAGGAAAUUCCUUCAUAAUUAUAAAUAAUAAUAGCUAAUUCUUAUAUAGCGCAUUUCCUAACUGAAAGAAAUACCAAUGCGCUCUACAAAAAAAACAAAAGUCAAAAAUAAACAACCAAUUAACAAUAAAUACACUAUUAAACAAUAUGCAAACAAAAGGAUUAAACUGAACAGUAGACAAUAGAAAACAAAUGGGAUUUGAGCAGAGUUUUGAAUUGGUCCAUGCUCUGUGGAGAGCGGAUGUUGCCGGGAAGAGAGUUCCAAAGUGAUCAAAGGGAUGAUGAUGAUUCAUAUUUUAAUACAAUACUUUAUGCAAGUAAAUGUAGUGUACGUCUUAAUACACAUGUGCACACUGCAUGCAGCAGACUCCCGAAAGUAAGCUUUUUGUAUAUGUGUUUUGACCGGUCAGAGGUGAUGUUUGUCAGCUGCACCCAUAUCACCUUAGACCAAUCAAAAAACAGAUACGGACAGCUUAAUUAGUCACUGCACACUAUCCAAUGAAGUCAUUGCAACCAAUGAAAUCACUGGUUCUUUAAAGCCAGUAAAGACAGGGGACCAGUCUAAUGUUCAUGUAGUUCUUUUAUGUACAGAUUUGUAUUAAUGUGAAAAUAUGUUGCAUUGUAAAUAUUAUGUUAAUUUUAAAUGGUGACAGUACUAUAAACACUUCAUAGUGUCAUAAAGUUCUCAUUUAUAAGGCUUAAAAAAAACUUUUAAUCAACACAGACGUGGUUGGUUACCACUAUCACCUUGCUUUAAGCCAUUGAACACUUUCGGCAAACAGUAUUGUUCAAGUCCCACACUUCGUGUGUCACAACUUAUAUAUAAAAUAA
Messenger RNA from Asterias rubens (European starfish), 2360 nucleotides. RefSeq names its product methyltransferase N6AMT1-like. Gene Ontology annotation, cellular component: eRF1 methyltransferase complex. Gene Ontology annotation, biological process: methylation. Lineage: Eukaryota; Metazoa; Echinodermata; Asteroidea; Forcipulatida; Asteriidae. The coding region runs from base 107 to 769 and encodes 220 amino acids. The transcript is spliced from 6 exons. Gene Ontology annotation, molecular function: protein methyltransferase activity; S-adenosylmethionine-dependent methyltransferase activity; nucleic acid binding. The record is from RefSeq and is a predicted model, not a curated record.